Molecule: messenger RNA, 701 nt
Organism: Dromaius novaehollandiae (emu)
Lineage: Eukaryota; Metazoa; Chordata; Aves; Casuariiformes; Dromaiidae
Product: large ribosomal subunit protein uL22
Exons: 7
Coding region: 100-654 (184 amino acids)
Biological process (GO): cytoplasmic translation
Cellular component (GO): cytosolic large ribosomal subunit; ribosome
Molecular function (GO): structural constituent of ribosome
Source: RefSeq, a predicted model, not a curated record
CGCCCCGCCGCUUCUCGCGAUACCGAGCGGCCUGACGCCGGCUCCCGGCAGCCCUUGCGCUCUCUCUGCCCCGCCGCGGCCCUGAGUUGAGCUCCGAAAAUGGUCCGCUACUCCCUGGACCCGGAGAACCCCACGAAAUCAUGCAAGUCAAGGGGAUCCAACCUGCGAGUCCAUUUCAAGAACACUCGUGAAACUGCCCAGGCUAUCAAGGGCAUGCAUAUCCGAAAGGCCACCAAGUACUUGAAGGAUGUGACCCUGAAGAAGCAGUGUGUUCCCUUCCGUCGCUACAAUGGCGGAGUUGGUAGAUGUGCCCAGGCCAAGCAGUGGGGCUGGACACAGGGACGCUGGCCCAAGAAAAGUGCAGAGUUCUUACUGCAUAUGCUCAAAAAUGCAGAGAGCAAUGCUGAGCUCAAGGGUCUCGAUGUGGAUUCUCUGGUAAUUGAGCACAUCCAGGUCAACAAGGCUCCCAAAAUGCGCAGGCGUACCUACAGAGCUCAUGGUAGGAUCAACCCCUACAUGAGCUCCCCCUGCCACAUUGAGAUGAUCCUCACUGAGAAAGAGCAGAUUGUUCCUAAACCAGAAGAAGAAGUUGCUCAGAAGAAAAAGAUAUCCCAAAAGAAGCUGAAGAAGCAGAAGCUCAUGGCUCGGGAGUAAAUCUGAUACAACAGAUGUACAUAAAUAAAGCAAAAAAGUUAGAUUUA